Vespula vulgaris is the source of this 833-nucleotide messenger RNA. RefSeq names its product 40S ribosomal protein S13-like. Gene Ontology annotation, molecular function: small ribosomal subunit rRNA binding; structural constituent of ribosome. The record is from RefSeq and is a predicted model, not a curated record. The transcript is spliced from 3 exons. Bases 155 to 610 code for a protein of 151 amino acids. Gene Ontology annotation, cellular component: nucleolus; ribosome; cytosolic small ribosomal subunit. Gene Ontology annotation, biological process: translation. Lineage: Eukaryota; Metazoa; Arthropoda; Insecta; Hymenoptera; Vespidae.
GGGUGAUUUCUUUUUUUAUGUUACGGCUUACGUAUCAUCCAGUUCAUGUGUGAAUUAUAAAAAGAACUCAAUAAAGUUCAUUGUUACUGUUACCUUUUGUGGAAUUCGCUGAAGUCUACCCGCUGCAGUCUUUCGAUCUGGAAAAUUUGUCAUCAUGGGUCGUAUGCACGCACCUGGAAAGGGUAUAUCUCAGUCAGCUCUCCCUUAUCGUCGGAGUGUACCAACUUGGUUAAAACUAACUCCUGAAGAUUGCAAGGAACUUAUUUAUAAAUUAGCAAAGAAAGGAUGUACUCCAUCCCAAAUUGGUGUUAUACUUCGUGAUUCUCAUGGAGUAGCCCAGGUAAGGUUCCGUACUGGGAACAAAAUAUUACGAAUUAUUAAAAGUAUGGGCCUUGCUCCGGAUUUACCAGAAGAUUUAUAUCACCUGAUUAAAAGAGCAGUUGGUAUCCGAAAGCAUUUAGAAAGAAAUCGCAAGGAUAAAGAUAGCAAAUUUCGGUUAAUUCUCGUUGAAUCGAGAAUUCAUCGUCUUGCAAGAUAUUAUAAGAUGAAGGGUUCGCUUCCACCUAAUUGGAAGUACGAGAGUUCUACAGCUAGUGCUUUGGUGGCUUAAUCUAUUUUACUAUAUCGAUAUACAUGAUAUUAUUAAUAAACAACUUUCGUCGAUUUAUGUACACUUGUAAAUAUUUUUUUAAUUUUUGAUCUGUACUAGUCCAAUCAGACUGCCAUUUAGAACUAUUAUUUUGUCGUAAUAAAAACGUAUUUAUUAUUAUAUUAAAACACUGAAAUGUCGACUAAAUAGUUUUUCGAUUAAUAAUCAUAUAGAAUCGAUCGAA